GUCAUCAGGUAUCGGAUUGUCUGGCUCGACAGCGGGCAUCGGGUCACCAGGUAUGACAGCGGGCUCUGAGUCAAUUGGCACGACAGCGGGCACUGGAUCAGGUACUGGAUCAUCUGGAUCAACAGCAGGCAUCGAGUCAACUGGCCUAAUAGGAUCGUCGGGCUGGAUCAGUUCAUCAUGCUGAGUAGCGGCAUCAGGCUGAAUGCAGGCAUCAGGCUGAGGAGAGGCUUCAGGCUGAGGAGAGGCUUCAGGCUGAGGAGAGGCUUCAGGCUGAGGAGAGGCAUUCAGGCUGAGGAGAGGCAUCAGGCUGAGGAGAGGCAUCAGGCUGAGGAGAGGCAUCAGGCUGAGGAGAGGCUUCAGGCUGAGGAGAGGCUUCAGGCUGAGGAGAGGCAUCAGGCUGAGGAGAGGCAUCCGGCUGCUGAAGAGAGGCAUCCGGCUGAGUAGAGGCUUCAGGCUGAGUCACGGAAGGCAGG
Messenger RNA from Staurois parvus, 473 nucleotides. NCBI's taxonomy places the organism in Eukaryota, Metazoa, Chordata, Amphibia, Anura, Ranidae. The record is from the annotation of a GenBank genome assembly.